AAUCAUAUCCCAUUAAAAAAAAAUAAAAAGCUGUGAAAUUUUCUAUAAAUUAGCCCAAACCAAACCAAGAUCCACCCAUCCCAUUUCAUCAUUACUACUUUUCAAACAAAAAUUCCAAGACUGUAAGAAUCUUUUGUCUCCGCCUUUGAUGGCCGCCAGCACCACCACCAGAGUCAUUUCUCCUAAGCUGCUCAAACACAUCAGUUCCUUCAUCAGGCCUCUCGUCACCUCCUCCUCCUCCACCUCUUCCUCUUCCUCCUCCAUCUCCGCCAUCCCAUCCCUCAACUUGGCCACAAAACCAGAACCCACCAUCACCACACCUCCGUCUAUCCUCGACCUCAGUGAUCACCAAAAACUCUUCGCCACCUUACCCUCAAGAAAACUCCUACAUGCUUCUCUUAUACUUCACAUGGCUGCCAUGAACCCUGUGGUGGAUUUGGGCAUGUGGGUUAUGAAUUCUAAGCUGAUGGGUGUUGAUAAUAUUGUACGUGAUCUUAUAUUGAGUGCUGUAAGGCAUAGUUUCUAUGAGCAUUUCUGUGCUGGAGAGGAUACUGUGGAGGUAGCCAACUGUGUAAAGAAACUCAACGAGUCUGGUUUAAGAGGGAUGCUGGAUUUUUCUGUGGAGUUUACAGUUGAUAACGAUGCCUGUGAUCGAAAUUUUCAGGGGUUUCUCGACACCAUUGAAACAGCCAAGUCCCUCUCUCCAUCUUCUGUGAGCGCAGUGGUUGUGAAGAUCACUGCAAUUUGCCCUCUCAACUUGCUUGAGCGAGUUGCCGAUUUGUUAAGGUGGCAAGAAAAAGACCCUUCUUUCAAUCUUCCAUGGAAACAGAAUACGUUUCCAAUUUUCUCUGAAUCCACCCCAUUAUAUCACACUCUCAAGAAACCAGAACCAUUGACCCCAGAAGAAGAGCAACAUCUUCUCUUAGGCCAGCAGAAACUUUUGAAACUUUGUCAAGCGUGUGCGGAGGCCAAUGUUCCAUUGGUCAUCGAUGCAGAGCACACGAAAGUUCAACCUGCCAUAGAUUACUUUACAUAUUCAUCAGCAAUUAAGUAUAACAAAGAUGAUAAUCCUAUUGUGUAUGGAACAAUUCAAGCCUACUUGAAAGAUGCAAAAGAGAGAUUGUUACUUGCAACUAAAGCUGCAGACAAGAUGGGACUUCCAAUGGGAUUCAAGCUGGUGAGGGGUGCUUAUAUGUCAAGUGAAAGAAAAUUAGCCUCUUCCUUAGGCUACCAGUCUCCCAUUCACAAUAGCAUUCAGCAGACACAUGAUUGCUACAAUGACUGCGCUUCAUUCCUGCUAGAGGCGAUCGCUGAUCGCUCGCAUGGACUCAUUCUCGCAACCCAUAAUGUUGAGUCAGGGACUCUGGCUGCCAAAAAAGCAGAAGAGUUGGGCAUUGGGAAUGGGAAUCAGAGAUUGGAGUUUGCACAGCUUUAUGGAAUGGCAGAAGCACUUUCUUUUGGUUUAAGAAAUGCAGGUUUUCAAGUCAGCAAGUAUUUGCCAUUUGGACCUGUAGAGAUGGUGAUACCAUACCUUCUGAGAAGGGCUGAAGAGAACAGAGGACUAUUAUCUGCUUCAGGCCUUGACAGAGAACUCACCAGGAAGGAGUUAAGCAGAAGACUAAAAGCUGCUAUGUUCUGAAUUGAAGUGAUGAAAAAAGUGUAUGGCUUUGGGCAGGAUCAGGGUCUGAAUUUGGGAAUGUUCAAUAAUAAUUUGUAUGUAAUUGAAACAGUCUUCCAUGAAUAUAAAUUGAGUACUUUUGUGUA
Manihot esculenta (cassava) is the source of this 1764-nucleotide messenger RNA. Its product is annotated as proline dehydrogenase 2, mitochondrial. NCBI's taxonomy places the organism in Eukaryota, Viridiplantae, Streptophyta, Magnoliopsida, Malpighiales, Euphorbiaceae. The transcript has 3 exons. Bases 149 to 1639 code for a protein of 496 amino acids. Gene Ontology annotation, molecular function: FAD binding; proline dehydrogenase activity. Gene Ontology annotation, cellular component: mitochondrion. The record is from RefSeq and is a predicted model, not a curated record.